Messenger RNA from Pelodiscus sinensis (Chinese soft-shelled turtle), 1714 nucleotides. RefSeq names its product beta-1,3-glucuronyltransferase 3 (gene B3GAT3). Gene Ontology annotation, biological process: carbohydrate metabolic process; chondroitin sulfate proteoglycan biosynthetic process. NCBI's taxonomy places the organism in Eukaryota, Metazoa, Chordata, Testudines, Trionychidae. Gene Ontology annotation, cellular component: Golgi membrane. Gene Ontology annotation, molecular function: galactosylgalactosylxylosylprotein 3-beta-glucuronosyltransferase activity. The record is from RefSeq and is a predicted model, not a curated record.
GUGAGUUGCAAGGGGCGGAGCCCGAGGGGGGUCCAGCGCUGAGCGUGACCCGGCGGGGGCGGGGGCGGAAGUGCCCGAAGCCGGGGGCCGAGGAGGCUCCAGGACACCGAGUCGGCCCAUCCCCCCCCUCCCCGCCAGGGGCCGGCGGUGGCGCGGGGCCAGAGUGGCACCAUGAAGGUGAAGCUGAAGAAUGUGUUUGUCAUUUACUUCCUAGUGUCGGUGAUUGGGCUUAUGUACGCGCUGCUGCAGCUGGGGCAGCCCUGCGACUGCUCCCAGCACCUGAGAUCGGCCAGUGAACUAUUGCAUGGCAAGGACAAGAAGAUCUCCCAGCUGCUGAGUGAGGUGAAGCGGCUGCAAGCCCAUGGAAAAGGUUCCGACCUGGAGGGAGCAGCACUGCCCAUUAUCUAUGCCAUCACACCCACCUAUGCCAGGCUGGUGCAGAAGGCUGAGCUGGUGCGCAUCUCGCAGACCUUCCUGCACGUGAAGAACUUCCACUGGAUCGUGGUGGAGGACUCCCCGGUAAAGACCCAGUUGGUGUCAGAGCUGCUGGCCCAGAGUGGCCUGCGCUUCACCCAUCUACACACAGAGACGCCCAAAGAGCACAAGCGCAAGGAGAGCGAUCCCAACUGGCUGAAGCCCCGUGGUGUGGAGCAGCGAAACCUGGCUCUGCAGUGGCUGCGGGAGAACCGGGAGCUCAGUGAGGAGGGCAUAGUCUACUUCGCCGAUGAUGACAACACCUACAGUCUGCGCCUCUUUGACGAGAUCCGCUCCACCAAGCGUGUUUCAGUUUGGCCCGUGGGGCUGGUGGGUGGCCUGCGCUUCGAGCGCCCCCUGGUGGAGAAGGGCAAGGUCGUGGGUUUCUACACAGCCUGGAAGCCUAACCGGCCCUUCCCCAUGGACAUGGCCGGCUUCGCUAUUGCUCUGCAGCUGCUGCUUGCCAAUCGUGAGGCCCGGUUCGACUUGCUGGCCGAGCGUGGCUACCUGGAGAGCAGUCUGCUGCAGUCAUUGGUCUCCAUUGAAGAGCUGGAGCCCCGUGCUGACAACUGCACCAAGGUUCUGGUCUGGCACACGCGAACAGAGAAGCCCAAAAUGAAGCAAGAGGAGCUGCUGCAGAAGCAAGGCCUGGGCUCUGACCCAAGCAUUGAGGUGUGAGUGGCACCUGGAGCCACGGUGCAGGGAAGCUUGUGUAGUGAACUGGGCCAGAGCCCCACACAGGACAGCAUCAGGGUGGCCACCAGAGCAAUGGACUCGGGGACUGAACACCCCAGACUGCUUUAUUUAUUGUGACGUGCAGGGGCCCUGCCCCAACCCCUCCCCACUGGCGGAGCAGCCUCUGUUCCAGAAGCGCCAGUGCUGCCGAGGGAGCCCCCCCCAUCCUCACUACUGCUGCCUGGAAGUCAGACCCUCCCAGAGGGAGGCUGUGGCUCCAGGCUCUGUUCCCCUGCCCAGCAGCUCAGAGUGCUGGGCUAGGGGCCCUGGACCCACUGCAUGGCACUUGAGGAUGGCGGCUUUGGUCCUUCCCUGCUGGGCAGGGCUUCAAAGUGGGGGUGGAGCUGUGAGUGCGACACGACAUUCCCCCCCGGCCCACCCCACUGGCUAGUGGGCUGGGAUCCCUUCCCCUACUCCAGGGAGCCUUGUGUCCCCAUGUUGUGUGUGUGGCUGUUGCAUGAACAUGGUGGCUGUUACGGCAAUAAGCAUGUUCUAUCCUCAAUAA